ACAUACAUGGGAAAAAUACAAUUGUCAUAACAAAAUUUUUAAAGAUUUGUGAGUUUUGCUGUUUUAUAAAUUCCAAACCUGGGAGGAAAUAUUUUUUAAAUAUUUAACGAAUUAUAGCGUUAUACCAAUUUUUCUAAAUAUAAUUCACUAUUAAUCUGUUGCUUUGCAAUAUAAUUAAGCAUGGAAGGGAUUUUGGAUACAGACUUUGAAAGCAAUGGUAAAAAUUCAAUAAAUAGAAGUUUGUCUAACUCUACCAAUGAAGAUCAAGAUCAAGAUGGGGAUCCGGAUGAUUCAAUAGAUUUGUUUGAAGAAUCUCGUCAGUCAGACAGAGCUACAAAACGUCUUCAUAGUACUGAUUCGGAACAUGAUAUAAUUGUGAAAAGAGAACGUUUGGACAGUGUGGAUGAAAAAAUUGAUAUAAAUUUAAACAAUAUAGAGGCAAAUCUACAACGUGACAAAGAAAAAGAGCAAAGAAAAAAGGAAUUAAAAUCAAAAAAGGAACUAGAAGAAGAAGAAAGAGAGAAGAUGCAAGUAUUAGUUUCAAAUUUUACUGAAGAACAAUUAGAUCGAUAUGAAAUGUAUAGACGUUCGGCUUUUCCUAAAGCAGCUGUAAAAAGACUAAUGCAGACCAUCACAGGUUGUUCGGUAUCACAGAAUGUAGUUAUAGCCAUGUCAGGCAUUGCAAAAGUUUUUGCCGGAGAAAUAGUUGAAGAAGCUCUGGAUGUCAUGGAAUUAAUGGGGGAUAAUGGAGCACUACAACCAAAACAUCUAAGAGAAGCAGUUAGAAGACUUAGGUUAAGAGGACAAGUACCAAUUGGCAAAAAUAAUAAACAAUUUUUCAAACUAAAUUAAUUUAUAUUUUAAAAAAAUUAAAAAUUUAUUAAAAGAAACACAUACUUGU
This is a messenger RNA of Condylostylus longicornis, 901 nucleotides long. It is a transcript of the gene Taf11, whose product is annotated as transcription initiation factor TFIID subunit 11. Gene Ontology annotation, biological process: RNA polymerase II preinitiation complex assembly; transcription initiation at RNA polymerase II promoter. The transcript is spliced from 3 exons. Gene Ontology annotation, molecular function: transcription coactivator activity; protein heterodimerization activity. Bases 181 to 852 code for a protein of 223 amino acids. Lineage: Eukaryota; Metazoa; Arthropoda; Insecta; Diptera; Dolichopodidae. Gene Ontology annotation, cellular component: transcription factor TFIID complex; nucleus. The record is from RefSeq and is a predicted model, not a curated record.